AUGAUGGGCUGUGGUGGCAUGCGGUGGACUGCGGGCAGAGCCUUUGUGCUCUGCUGUAAUGCUAUGAUGGUGCGGGUGUGGUACUGGCGGAUAGCGCGGAUGGCGUCGUCGCUGCGCAAGUACGACUGGAAGGAUCCGCUGGCGCUGGAGGAGCAGCUGACGGAAGAGGAGGUGUCUGUGAUGGACUCGGUGCGGCGGUACACGCGCGAGAAGCUCUUCCCGCGAGUGCUGGAGGCGCACCGCGAGGAGCGGUUUGAUCCGGAGAUCAUGGCCGAGAUGGGCGCCAUGGGCAUGCUCGGGUCCACCAUCGACGGCUACGGGUGCGCAGGGCUCUCGCAUGUGGCAUACGGGCUCAUUGCCCGCGAGGUGGAGUGGGUCGACUCGGGCUACCGCUCGGCCAUGUCGGUUCAGUCCUCGCUGGUCAUGCACCCGAUCCACGCGUACGGCACCGAGGCGCAGCGCGAAAAGUACUUGCCCAAGCUGGCGACGGGCGAGCUCAUCGGGUGCUUUGGCCUCACCGAGCCGAACCACGGGUCGGACCCGGGCUCAAUGGAGACCCGGGCGGUGCCGUCAAGCGACGGCUCGUCGUACAAGCUCUCAGGCUCCAAGAUGUGGAUCACCAACUCGCCCAUUGCCGACGUGUUUGUGGUGUGGGCCAAGACCGUCGACGACGGCGUCAUCCGCGGCUUCAUCCUGGAGAAGGGCAUGCCGGGCCUGACCGCGCCCAAGAUCGACGGCAAGUUCUCGCUCCGCGCCUCGAUCACCGGCUCGAUCUCCAUGGACGACGUCGAGGUGCCUGCCGAGAACCUGCUGCCCAACGCGCGUGGCCUUGGCGGCCCGUUCGGCUGCCUCAACAAGGCUCGCUACGGCAUUGCCUGGGGAACCCUCGGCGCCGCCGAGUUUUGCAUGGAGAAGGCUGUCGAGUACCAGCUCGAGCGCAAGCAGUUUGGCCGCCCGCUCGCCGCCAACCAGGUCUCGCAGGUCAAGUUUGCCGACAUGAACACCGAGAUCGCUCUUGGCCUCCAGUCCGCGCUCCGCGUCGGCCGCCUCAUCGACGCCGGCGAGCUUUGCCCCGAGAUGAUCUCGCUCAUCAAGCGCAACUCGUGCGCCAAGGCCAUCGACAUUGCCCGCGAGGCCCGCGACAUGCUCGGCGGAAACGGCAUCGCCGACGAGUACCACGUCAUCCGCCACGUCCUCAACCUCGAGGCCGUCAAGACCUACGAGGGCACUGACACCAUCCACAAGCUCAUCCUCGGCCGCCAGAUCACCGGCAUCCCUGCCUUUAGCAGCUAA
Thecamonas trahens ATCC 50062 is the source of this 1293-nucleotide messenger RNA. Its product is annotated as glutaryl-CoA dehydrogenase, mitochondrial. The coding region runs from base 1 to 1293 and encodes 430 amino acids. The transcript is spliced from 2 exons. Lineage: Eukaryota; Apusomonadida; Apusomonadidae. Gene Ontology annotation, biological process: fatty-acyl-CoA biosynthetic process; fatty acid beta-oxidation using acyl-CoA dehydrogenase. Gene Ontology annotation, cellular component: mitochondrial inner membrane. The record is from RefSeq and is a predicted model, not a curated record. Gene Ontology annotation, molecular function: fatty-acyl-CoA binding; flavin adenine dinucleotide binding; glutaryl-CoA dehydrogenase activity.